AUGAGCGGAGCUGAUAAAAAAGUAUUAUUAAACGAUAAAGUCUGUAUUAUCACAGGCUCUAAUGAUGGUAUCGGUAAAGAGACUGCUAAAGAGAUGGCUUCUUACAUGAUGAGAGUCAUCCUCGCCUGCAGAAAUAUGGAGAAAUGCAAGAUUGCUGCCGAAGAGAUCAAGCAAGCUUCCAACAACCAAAAUGUCCAUUGUAUGCAAUUAGACUUGUCUUCUCAAAAAUCAAUCAGAACAUUUGUUGAAGAUUUCAAACAAUUGAACGUCCCACUUGACUAUUUAAUUAAUAAUGCUGGUAUUUUCGGUACACCAUUCGCAGUAACUGAAGAUGGAUAUGAAUCACAAGUAGCAACCAACCAUAUGGGUCCAUUCUUAUUGACCAACUUGUUGUUACCACAUAUGAGUCCCAAUGGAAGAAUCGUAGUGUUGGCAUCACGUUCACACGAACGUCAGAUCAUUCCAGAUUUCAACAAGCUCAACACCAUCCAAAAAGAUUAUAAACCACUCGUUGUUUAUGGACAGUCAAAGCUCUGCAACGUCAUGUAUGCCUAUGAACUCCAAAAGAGACUCAUUGAGAAGGGAUCCAAUAUCGUUGUCAACAGUCUCCAUCCAGGUGUCGUCUUUACCAACCUCUUUAACAGUUUCGGUGGUAUGCCAGCCAGAGCCAUUUUCACACUCGCCUCUCCAUUCCUCACCAAGGCUACCGAAAGUGCCAAGGCAUCUACUGCCCUCGCACUCGGUGUUGCACCAGACCUCCAAGGUGUCAAAGGUCAAUACUUUUCCGUGAACAAGCGUAUCCCCUCCUCUCCCUUUUCACGUGACCCAGCCAACUGGGCCAAGCUUUGGACUCUCAGCGCCGAGUAUUGCAAGAUCCCAGAAGAUAUCCAAUUAAACAAGGAGUAA
This is a messenger RNA of Cavenderia fasciculata, 906 nucleotides long. Its product is annotated as short-chain dehydrogenase/reductase family protein. The record is from RefSeq and is a predicted model, not a curated record. The coding region runs from base 1 to 906 and encodes 301 amino acids. NCBI's taxonomy places the organism in Eukaryota, Evosea, Eumycetozoa, Acytosteliales, Cavenderiaceae. The transcript has 3 exons.